AUGCACAAUGGCGCCAACGUGCCCGCCGUCGCCGCUCCACCACUCGCACCGCCGACCUUCCCUCCUGCCGUCGAGCCCGCACGGCACUCGCGCCUCGCCGAGUCGCUCUCGCCGCCUCGCACCACCUCGCAGCGACGGUGGUCCCACUCGAGGGGACGACCUCGAGCGCUCGGCGGCUCGAGCGUCGAGCGCAGCAUGAGCCGCGGGACGGCCGACUCGAGCGGCGCCGCUCGAGCGGGGACAGGGUGGAGCGAGAGGAGCGACAGCAGGGACGGGUCGCGCGCGCCCAUGCUUCGAGGUGCAGGGCCACCGCAGACGGGCGAGAACAGGGAAGCAGGCGGGCCCGCUCGCGAGGUGACGGACGAGAAGGUGCGGCUCGAGGACGGCGACGAGCAGGCGGUCAAGGGCGUGUGGGCAGUGCGGCUCGCGAGGCACUUUGUCGGUAUUCGGGACAAGAGGUCCUUCCCGGCUCCCCUCGUCCGACCUCUGCGGCACCUCUCCCCUCAGACCGAGGGCUAUAUCCUUGGCUUCCUCGGCUCGUUCCCCUCGAUCCUCAUCGCCUGCGCCAUCUCGCUCGGCCUGUCGACCCUCGACUCGAGCGCAUUUUCGACCACGCCCCUCACGGUCGGCUCGUUCGGCGCCACCGCCGUCCUCCUGUACGCCGUCCCCGAGGCGCCCCUCUCGCAGCCUCGCAACGUCAUCGGCGGACACCUCGUGAGCGCCGUCACGGGCGCCGUCAUCUCGCAGCUGUUCUCGCUCUCAAGCCGGUUCGACUCGGGCGAGUUUGUCGUCGACAACACGCUCGCGGCGAGGGGCAGCUGGGGGAGCUUGACGCCCGUCUCGGCGUCGUUGGCGGUCGCCCUCGCGACGCUUGCGAUGCAGGUCACCGGGACCGUCCAUCCUCCAGGUGGUGCCACUGCUCUCAUCGUGUCGUACUACCGCACGACCUCGUACCGGUGGACCUACGUCCUCGACGUCGUCCUCUCGGUCACGGCGAUGACCGUCUGGGCCACAUUCGUCGGCAACCUGGGCCGCCGCCGAUACCCAACCUUCUGGUGGACCCCGAACCCGCCUCCUCCUGCACCAUCCGCACCCGCAGCAGCUCAUGGCGCUCCUGCGCCCUCGUCGACGCCGUCCAAGCAGGAGAAGCGCCCGCCCUCGCCGCCGACGCACCACGAGCACGCGCCCUCGCUGUCGCCGAACGAGGACCUCGAGCGGCGCUGGCUCGGUCGGCUCGGCGAGGUCGACGAGGAGGCACUCGGCGAGGGAGACGAGCCGGCGAGGAGAGAGGAGGAGCGUUGGCUCGAGGAGGAGGCCGAAGCGGAGGAACGAGGACGAAGGGCGACGAGGCGGUAG
Messenger RNA from Rhodotorula graminis WP1, 1356 nucleotides. RefSeq lists its product as uncharacterized. The record is from RefSeq and is a predicted model, not a curated record. Lineage: Eukaryota; Fungi; Basidiomycota; Microbotryomycetes; Sporidiobolales; Sporidiobolaceae. The coding region runs from base 1 to 1356 and encodes 451 amino acids. The transcript has 5 exons.